UGAAACCGGCGAGAGGGUUUGCGUGGUUGAUCGAGAGAGUGGGGAUGAGGGGAAUUCUCUUGUGUGCGAAAAACCGACGCAGCAAGUGAGGGGGCCUCUAAGACUGUCAGAGAGCCGGCAGCCCGCACUGCGAGCUGCUGUCUUUAAUUUCCGCACUUUUUUCGAGAUCAAAAGGAAAAAAAGGACUAGAGAAAAUUUUUUUUUAUUUUUCACGAGACCUGCGGACAAAAUUUUCCUCCUCCACCCUCUCGUUCCGUUGACGGCGGUUUUUUUUAUUGUUUCCGGGCUAGCAGCAGGAAAAUAACACACACACGACAGGAGAAAGGGAAAUCGAAAAAAGGAAAAAAUAGGGAGGAGAGUUUGUCUCUCCUCUCGUGAGGUUUCAAAAAAUCCAUUUCCCUUCACUUCUAGGAUCUGUUGAGAGGCGAGAAAUUUAAGAAAUGAAUACUAUGGAUCCUGUUGGGGACGGUGGAGGAGGAGAGGAAUCCGGAACUGAUAAAAAUACAACCGCGGGGACACCUUCGACUCAACAUCAACAGCAUCCACCACCUUCACCACUUAGCGGAUGUUAUCUUCUCGUGGUACUUCCAGAACCUCAUACCGCACAACAUAAGGACCUUAUCUUAAGUCGCCUAGCAAAAGGAUUUCUAUCCUGGGAUAAGGACAGUUGUCAUGUAGAUCUUGAAAAAGAAUUACAUGCUCUCAUAGGACAAGCACCUGAAGGUGAAGAAGCCAGGAAUGGCGAACGUCUUAUUCAAUAUGCUACAGAGAACCUCGUGACGGAAGUUCUGAUACAUCCCCAAACAAACACUCUUUUACAAUGCAUACGCAAUCUUCUCGCAAGUUUUACAAAACACCGGCACAUUAUUCAUGCUGGCUACACUUUCGGUGGAAAUGGUUCUUGGAUACUGCAGGAUGGAACCUUUAGUUAUGCAGACUUUGUAGAUGCAUUUAGCGAACACGAGGUGCAAAGAGUGCUUCGCGCUUACGAGAAUAGUGUAACUGUACAUAUUCAUUGCGCAGGAGUUGGUGAAUGGUCGACUGCAAGAUUAUCCAAAGAACCUUGUGCAAGGUCCUGUCAGGUUAAGGUGAAUCCGGAUGAUGUUCUUACUGCAGGUGUUCCAGCUAUUACUAGUUUUACACAUUAUAUUGAGCAAUAUCUUGUACCUCAAACAUUAGAUCAGCUAAUGGAACCUUCCGAUGUUGUGGGAAAUAUUCGCUUUAGUCAUCCAACUCUAUACGUCUUCCCGGGUGGACAGGGGGAUGCGGCUCUCUUUGGAAUAAAUGGUUUUAAUAUGCUUGUUGAUGGGGGCUUCGCUAGGAAAGCUUGUUUCUGGGACUUUGCCAGACAUUUAGAUCGAUUGGAUGCCGUUCUGGUCACGAGGAUAAACAACAGCAAUAUUGGCGGCAUGUCCAGUGUUCUUCGAAAAAAGAAGGAGAUGCAUGUUUAUCCUCAAAUUGGACAUUUCUUCUGUAAUCUCGUGGAAAGAAGACACUCGAAUUCACCAGAUGGCGACAAGGAUAUAGAUCCGUUAAUUUUAGAUUUAAUUGAUAUGGGUCAGGAGAUGAUGGUGAAUCUUCGACAUAUUAGUCUAAGAGCCCAUCAUUGCUACAGGGAUCCUGAUCCAAUAAAUCUCUAUCAUAAAGUGGGUCAUGGAACGCUUGACAUGUACGUUCUGAGUCCCAGUAAAGACAGCAAGGAGGUUCGUGAAUUCCUCACCAAAUGGCACGCCUCGGAUUCAAAACUAUUUUCCGGAUCUCAUAAAAAGGACACCAACAAUCUUGUCUUUCCCAUACAAAAUGUCGUCUCCAUUUGUGCACUAUUAGUCUGGCAACCAGCAAAUCCCGAGAGUACAAUAACGAGAAUUCUCUUCCCCGGAAGCACGCCUCAACACAAAAUUUUUGAGGGACUCGAUCGUUUGAAGCAUCUCGAAUUUCUUAAACAUUCAACCUGCUCCGCUAAAAGUCUCUCUCCAUCUACUUCGUUAGUCACUCUUAAGGAUAAACCCCUCAAGAAAAUCGAGCGAGAAGCAAAGAAAUUUGAAGCUAAACGGGAAAAGAAGGACCAAUCAGAAAUAAAGACUAUGAGGGCUAGUGAUGAAUCGCCACAGAAGAGGAUAACGAAAGUUGAAGGAAAAACAAAGAAGGUUGUGGAGAAUAAGAAAAUUGAAUCCGAAUCGAAAAAGAUUGAGGAAACCAAAGAAGUUAAAAAGAUUGAGGACGUGAAAAAGAAGAGCGAAAAAUUGUACGAGGGUGAAACGAAAAAGACUGAUAUUAAAACCGAAACUGAAAAGACUGUCAUAAAAGAACAGAAAGUAAAACCAGAGCCAAAGAAAAAGGAUUCUAAAGAUGUGAAGGAUGUGAAAAUGAUGAAGGUUAGCAAACCAGAAUCGGCAAAGAUAACAUCAAAACCGAUAGAGAAGAAAAUUAUGAAACCAACCGACAAGAAGGAUGUCAAAUCAUCACCAACCACUCCAAAGAAAACUCUUAAUGGUAUAGCCACCAAAACAGAACUGUCAAAAACGCCAAGAGUCCCAAUGAAACCGGCCACAAAAGCAACUACCGCUCCAGCUAAAAGUGCAAAAGACGCCAAUAAUCGCAAAGUCGUUGAGCAAAAAAAUAUCGAAAUGGCUGGAUCAGCCACUGCUGCCAAGACAACCAAAGGAAAACCAGUUGAAAGGAAACCAAUCAGUCGACGAACAAAACCGUCUAGUCCUAGCAAAAGCAGAGUUCCCAUUAGUCCAGCGAAAUCCACUAAAAGUACUCCUACAACAUCGGUCAAGUCUGACAAAGAUGGAGUAAUUAAGAAAGUUAAGGGCGAUAAAGGAACAACUGACUCAUCGACAGUGUCAACACCGUCCGGUAUUGAACCUGAUUCAGUAAUUCGCUUGAGUGAAAAGAAUUUAACGGAGAAAUCGGAAGACAUAUCUCUUGACUCGAUUGAAAGUAAAGUACUCGCAGAUCUAAAAGAAGAACGAGAAGUCGUUGAGGAAAUUGAAGCAGUUCUCCAGAAAGCUGAGAGAAUAGAGGAAGCCCGAAAAGAGGAGCGUUUCGAAGGCGAUGACGAUAUCACUGCAGAAGCCACAGACAAGAAGGAGGAGGACAUGACUGAAGAGGACGUGACUGCUGAAAUUGAAGAUGCUCCCAAAAAAGACUCCCGAAAAGCGAGUCAGGAAUUAACCGAAGAAGACGAGUACCUUAUUGUCGAGAAAGAAGAAAUUUUCACCGAAGAUUCGGUUCAAAGUGCCGAAGGUGAGCAGAAACACUUUCUUGAUGAAGUUGAAUCCGAGAAACAUAAAAUUCUCGAGAAAAAAUCCCCCAAUCAAGAUGAGGAGGAAAAAAAAGACGAGAUUCCAGAAAAGAAGUUAGAUUUCGGAGAAAUAUCUUCUACGAAAGUGGAUGAAAGAAGAGUUUCGGAAUUACUCUCACCUGAGAAUAAGGAACAACUAAAAGAAGAAAUGAAAGAAAUUAUCGCCUCAGCCACUGAAGUUGUUCAAAAAUCUGAAGAGAAAGACGAUUCAGGAAAGAAAGACUCUGAUGAUAUUACCAAAGAGCCUUCUAGUUUGAGUCCUGACAAGAUGGAUUCAUCCGAAAAGAAAACAGAUACUGAUAUGAAACCAGACAUCGAAAAGGAUUUGAUUCCGGAAAAAAUGGAAGAGUCACAGGAGAAGAUAUCGACACUUGAAUCCGGUGCAACCACAACAGCUCCCACUCUUCCAGAGGAUGAACGAAUCACUUUGGAUGAUAUCAAGGAAGAUAUUGAUGAAAAACACGUCGCUGAGGAAGUAAAGGAGAAAGUUUCUCCCAAAGUAGAGGAAGUAAUUCCAGCCGAAUUACCAUCACCAGUUGUUCGUCAGUCGAUUCCAACUCAUCAGAGAGAUUCCGUUAAGACACCAGACGAAGUUGCCGAUCUUCCAGUUCACGAGGAAGUUGAUCCGAAACUUUAUGCAACUGACGGUUAUAGUAAGGAAAAAGACGAAAGGGUCCAGUCGCCCCAGGAAGCGAAAGGUCCUUCAACUCCAUUAACCAAGGAACAUAAUGGCGUAUUUAGCUUUUUUGGAAAAGUAGCAGAUAAAUUCGAAAAAGGAAUCGAUAAACUUACUAAAAAGAAAAAAGAUUCUGAUAAAGAUGAUGAUAAAUCAUCAUCAAAAUCCAGUUCACCAAAGGAUCAUAAACCAAUUUCUAAUUUCGAAGAGGUCGAUAUGGACAAAGUUUUCCAAAAGGUGGGGAAGGUUCUUGAAAAAGAAGAAGUAUUUGAAAUAGUCGAACCAGUUGUGAAGGAUAUAAAGACCGCGGCGAUAAAGGAAACGGCAACAUUUUUGAAGGAGGAGAUUCAAGAUUUGAGAAAAACUAGUAUAACCGAUCAGGAAGAAAAGUUAACAGUUAAUGACGAAGCAGAAAAACUGGCUGAAACAUCCAAUGCAGAGAAGAAAGAAGACAUCGAAGAGAUAGAAGAAGUUGAAAAACUAAUUCAGGAAUCUUCCAAGAAAUUUAAAUCCGUUAAAGAUAGUCUUAGGGAUUCUUUAGAAUCCCUUGAGGAAAAAGCUCCAAAGGAAUCAAGAAUUAAUUUAGUGGAUCUUUCUCCACCAGGUGAUAUUGUUGCCGAUACUUUAACAGGCGUUGCGGAAAAAUUGGAAGAAAUAGAUUCUACACCUUCAAUUUCCAAGGAGCCUGAAAAGGUGAAAUUCUCCAUUCUGAAAGAUGAGGAAAUUGACGAUGAAGAAGAGGAAGAUCUGCACGUUCUCGAUUUGAAGGAAGCUGUUCGUGACGUUGGCGAAGUCCUAGCCGGUACAGCCGGAAUUCAUCUCGAAGAAAAGCCAAAAGACGUUGUUGAGAUUGUCAAAAAAGUUGCUGAAGUACUCAAAGAGGACGAUUUCUUUUUAGAUAAAGCUCUUUCCCAAAUUUCCAAAAAUAAACAAGAGGAAGAUCUAACUUUGGAUACAAAACCAACUGAAGAAGUUUCAAAACCAGGUGCUGAAGGCAUAAUGCCAAAGAAGGUGGGUGUUACUGAACAAUUACCGUCUCAGGAGGAAGUGGAGGAAAUGAUCGAGAGCGAUUUCGUUAAACCUCUUACAAUUUAUGAGAGUGCGAAAGGAAUUGAGGUUCAGGACGAACCUUGUGUCAAGGAAAUUCGAGACACUCAUAUCGCAUCCCCAGUGAGUAAGGAACCACCCGUUAGGGAUAAAACUCUAGCAAUGGGAUCAGACCUCCUGUCGAACAUCAGAAUUUGUGAAAGGACAAGCAUAUGUACUGAUGAAGAAAUCCAAGAUGUGAUGGACUCCGGACUGGAGAAAGUCUGCACCAAAACCAUUUUACCCCUAAGACUUGAGGAUAUUCACCACAAUGAAGAAAUAGAUUCCUCUGAUAUUGGAUUCGAACAAAAAUUAUCACCAGCAAAGGCUGAAUUGGUAACUGUGACUCCUGGAUCAACACCAUCGUCUCCUAAAUUCAUUGAAAAAAUAUCUGAUCAAAAUGUACAAAGAGCACUGAAAAUUGAUGAUACCCUCUCUGAUGAUCUAAAACAAGUGAUUGAUCUAACCUCGACCAUUGACGAGAUCGUUGAUAAUAUAAUUAUAUCAAAGAAACAAAGGAUCACAACCGAAAUUAUAGAGUAUAUUAUAUUCGUAAAAAAUAUUUCCCAAGAGAUGGUAAUUGAAAUGAUUGAAAACACAAUCAUUAAACGUGGUAUUUGUCGUGAAAGUGCAAUAGAUAUUGAAGAUAUUAUUAAAACCGAGGUGGUAAUCAGUCCCCAAAAGAGGAAUGACGUUGAAGAUUAUAUCGAAAAAGAAUUUAUUAGCAAGGAAAAGAAAAUUAGUUUACCAAUUAUUGAAGAGAUCUCCUUAUUGAAAAUAAUCCCACAAGACGUUAUUAUGGAAAUAAUUGAUGGCAUCAUAAUCAAAAGAAAUAUUUGCAAGUCUUCGAUACUUGAUGUAUCAGGUAAGAAAGCUCAGGAUGAUGAUCAAAAUGAAAAAUUGACAGAAAUUGAAAAACAGAAAACUUCGCAUAUUGAAACUGAUUUGGAAAUUGAAGAUGAACUUGUUGAAGGUUUUGUUAGUAUUCCAUCAAAAGAUGUUGUGACAGCAUUUAUAGGUGAUGAUAGACAAGAUGAAUUAGCUGUUGAAGCUAGAGAUUCUCCAUCAGGCAAAACUCUCUCCGAGAAAGAUGACUUUGAAGCAGUUGAGCGAGAAGAAUACAAAGUUAGUGGUUCUAUACAGUCACCGGAUAUAUCUAGAAAAUUUAGUGAAUCCAAAACAGAAGAGGAAGAAGACUCUAGUGAUGUGAUUGAGGCUGAUGAGAAAUUUGUACGCGAAACUAAGGAAAAAGAAGGAAAAGAGUUCGAACUCGAUGAUAUCAAAGAAGUUCUAGAGGAGCAAGAUGUACGAGUCCGUGAAAUCGAAGUUUCUGAGGCGUCAGAAACUGUCGAUGCGACCGAAAAGUAUCUCAGUGAGGCGAAAGAAAAAGUUAUUUCAUUAAGUGAAGAAAAAGAAAUGGUAGGUUUUGAUGAAAGAAAAAAGAGCAAUGCCGAAAAAGUUGUCGUCAAACUUCCUUUGACUGAUCCGGAAGAGAAAAUUUUUGACCAAGAUCCACAAGAUGCAGCGGUACGUAAAAUGUUUGUGACAGCCAGCAGUGAGGAUGGAGGACACGAGACGGAGAUCUGUGCUCCGGGUACAAUUACUUUCACGAAAACAGUCACACCUGAUGAUUCCUUGAAAGAUAGCUCCUCAAAGUCUGUAUCAGAAAAAGAUUCCCUGGUGAUAGAUAUGGAUUCCCUGCAUUCUGCAGAAACUUCUUUGGAUAAAGACAGCAUUUCCGAUAAAUCGUCUCCAAAAGCAAAAGUACAGGUUUCUCCUGUUGAUAGUUUAGAUAAUUCACCGGUUGGUACACGUGAUUCUCAGGAUGAAGAUAAUAUUUUAAUAAAGAAAGACGAAGAGACUCUAGAGAAAGAAAGAAAAACUCAUCUUGAAGAGUCGAAGACGAAAUUGGAUCACUCAGGUGAUGUUUCUCCAGCAGAGAGUGUUUUUGCAGAAGGUCUUAUUGAAAAGUCAUUAAUUUCCUAUCAGCCUUCAAGUUCAGAAAAACCAAAUCAGGAAGAAGAUAAAUUACCUAAAUCAUUAGCUGAAGAACCUGUUAAUAAUUCACAUUCCACGAGUAUUGUAAGUACUCAGGCUGAAGAACAGGCUAGAUCAAGAUCAACAAAUAUUGUCAGUGAUAAAGAUUAUCAACAUGUAAAUAUUCUAAAUGAACAAGAAGAUCUUGGUAUUCCUAACAAGAAGGAAAAAUUAGAAAUCGAUAAGGACGGAUUAAAGUCUCUUAUCAUUUCUGGUGACAAAUCUGAUGAAGAAAUUGUAAAAUCAAGAGCAUCGAGUGUUGCCAGUGUAAAAGAGGAUUUGAAAGAAGAUGAAUCAAAAUUUUCAAAUAUUUAUGAUUCAAAGACUCCAAUUAUUGCUGGCGAUAAAACUCAGGAUUCAUUAGAGGAGAAGGCAUCUAGGACAUUCAGUAUGGCGAGUAAAAAAGCAGAAAUGAAAGAUUCUUUAGACAAUUCGAAAUCUCCGGUAUUGAGUGACAAGUCAGAUGAGAAGGAUACUGGUCCCAUGUCUCCCAGCUUUGUUGAUGAUAAGCUUGAUGAGAAAGAUUUACUUGAAAAGACAGUAAGUAAAUCAAAAGCGUCGAGUAUCGCCAGAAUUUCCAGUGAAAAACUAGAUUUCAAGGAUGUUGAUCAAACAAAAGUUGCCGCCAUUGUCGAAGAUAAACCGACUGAUCCAGAACAAGUUAUUAUUAGAUCAAGAACAACAAGUACUGCCAGUGAUAGGACAGAUUCAAAGGAGAAUAAAGAAUUAGAUCAAAUUAAAUCGCCAGCAAGUGAAACGUCAGAUGAAAAGAAGUCCAGUGAUCAUUCCAAAUCUCCAAGUGUCGCUGGUGAUACAUUUCUGGAAAAGGGUUCAACAGAAAGAAACAUUUCCGGAUCAUCAAGAAUUAAUAGUCAGAGUCCAGAAGUAAAGGAUGAUGCAGAGAAGGCAAAAUCUACAGUAUCUAAUGAUAAAGAGUCUUUCGACAGAUCUAAGUCUCCAAGCGUAGCUGAUGACAAGCCAAUUGCAGAAAAAGAUAAAUCAAUGAGUGAUGUUGACAAAUUGGUCGAAGUAUCAACAAUUUCCAAAUCACCUACAGCUGAUGAAUCUGACGUAAAUAAAUCGGAAGAUAAAACACUAAAAUCCGAACCCACAGUGUGUGAAAAGACAGACUUAAAAUCUACUAGUCAGAAGGACAUUAAUCAACUCUCAAAUCUCGAUGCUCAAGAUGAUGAUUCAAGUGAUCGAUCCAAGUCACCUAGUAUUGUCGGCGAUAGAGAAACUGAGAGAGAGUUACCUGAAUUCACCAAAUCAAGAUCAUCUAGCAUUGUUAGUGAUAAGCAUACGCCAGAACCGUUACAAAAGUUUUCUCUGCUUUCGGACUCUAAGAACGACGUGAAAUUCGAAAAGGAUCAAUUUGAACAUCUUAGAUCUGGUAGUUUGAUGAGUGAUAGAUUAGAUGAAGAUUCCAUUGAUCGAACUAAAUCACCAAGUUCAACGAGUGACAAGUCAGAUGAUAAAGAUACAUUAGAUAGAUCGAAAUCACCAAGUAUUGAUGGUGAUAAACUCGAUUCUGACGGAGAUCGUGCUAAAUCUAGGUCUCCUAGUGUGAUUACUGAAGAGGAAGAUCAUGACAAGUUGCUACAGAAAGCUGAAUUGAAGGUUUAUGAACACGAUAGAUCAAGAACAUCAAGUUUUGGCAGUGGAAUGGCGAAUGAGAAGGAGGAUUUAUCUUCAGCUAAAGUAGCUGCAACUUUAGCUGAUUCGAAUAAAAAACUCAAAAAAGAAGAAAUCCGAUCUAGAUCAUCCAGCAAUGCUAGUGAAAUACAUGAUGAAAACGAAAUCGCAUUAUCAAAAAUAGAAGUUUCUCAGGGUGAUUUUAAUAAAAUAAUCGACAAGGAAGAUAUCAGAUCUAGAUCAUCAAGUAUUGCUAGUGAGAAACAUGAUGAAAAGAAAAUCACAUUAGCUGAAAAAGUUUAUUCUGAUAAUACCGAUCAAAACAGGAGAUCAAGUAUUGCUUGUGAGAAACACGCUAUGAAGGAGAUCGGGUCAGUAAAAACAGGUGAUUCUGAAGAAGAGGAAGUUAGGUCAAGAUCAUCAAGUAUUACCAAUGUGAAGCAUGAUGACAAAGAAAAGAGAUCUAGAUCAUCAAGUAUUGCUAGUGAGAAACAUGGUGAAAAGAAAAUCUCAUUAGCUAAAAAAGUUGAUACUCAAGUUGAUUCUGGUAUCACACCUGAAAAAGAGGAAGUUAGGUCCAGGUCAUCUAGUGUCACUAGUGUGAAAUAUGAUGAUAAAAUGCCAAGAUCUAGAUUAUCAAGCACUGAUAGUGAAAAACAUGAUGAAAAGAAUAUUUCAUCGUCGAAAAAAGAUGAUUCUGAAAAAGAGGAAGUUAGGUCCAGAUCAUCAAGUAUUACCAGUGUGAAGCAUGAUGACAGGAAACCAAGAUUAUCAAGUAUUUCUAAAGAGAAAUAUGCUGAGAAGGAGAUCGUGACAGUAAAAACAGGUGAUUCUGAAAAAGAGAAAGUUAGAUCCAGAUCGUCAAGUAUUUCCAGUGUGGAGCAUGAUGACAAAAAGCCAAAAUCUAGAUCAUCAAGUGUUACAAGUGAGAAACAUGAUGAUAAUGAAAUCUCAUCUGCUAAAAAAGUUGAUUCUUAUGUUGAUUCUGAUGAAACAGAUAAAGUUCGGUCCAGAUCAACCAGUAUCAACAGUGUGAAACAGGAUGACAAAAAUUCAAGAUCAUCAAGUAUUGUUGGUGAAAAACAUAAUCAAAAGGAAUUUGCAACAUCAGAAAGUGCUUCUUGUCAAGGUGAGUCUGUCAAAAAAGUCGAUAAUGAAGAAAUUAUAUUUGCAUCAUCUAGUAUCGUUAGUGAGAAGCAUGAUGAUAAGAAGCCGAGAUCAAGAUCAUCAAGCAUAGGUAGUGAGAAACAUGAUGAAAAGGAAUCUACAUCAGCAAAAGUUCUUUCGACCACUACAAUUACUAAAAAUGUUUCUCAUAUUGAUUCUGAUAAAGUAUUCGACAAGGAUGAAAUCAGAUCCAGAUCAUCAAGUGUCACAAGUGUGAAGCAUGAUGAUAAGAAGCCAAGAUCAAGAUCAUCAAGUAUUUCUAGUGAGAAAAACGAUGAAAAGUUAUUUUAUAAAUCAAGAUCAUCAAAUAUUAUUCAAGAUUCUAACAAAGUACAGGAUACUAAGGUACCUAGAUCAGAAUCACCAGUUCAUGAUCAAACGCCUAAAGAUCGCUCCCGAUCGCACAGUUUGUUUGAAGGUGCUGAGAAAACACCAUUGGCCCGAUCUAGAACUGGCAGUUUAUUCGACGAUAAGUCAAGUGAAAAAGUUCAUCUUAUGGAACAAGUAAGAGGAGCUUUGGAGGAUUCAAUGAAAUCAGGCAUUCUAGAAGAGAAAGAUGAAAGGACAAGCGUAAGAGAAAAACAUCCUGGUUCCUGGAAGGAGAUCGAAGCUGAAAUUCCACUAUCAAAAGAAUCAGUGAAUUAUCAAAAAGACUCUAUUGAAUCAAAGUCACAAAUAGUACCUGAUGUAAUAGACGUUUUGCAGCUAAAAUCUAAUGAAAGAAUGGGGAUAGAAAAUUACGUCGUAAAUGAAUGUGUAGGUAAAAAAAAGAAAAUAAGUGCAGAAAUAUUGGAUGAAUUGAGUGUAACUCAUUCACUUCCGACAUCAGUGAUAAUCGUUAUUAUUGAUGAGAUAAUUUUGAAAUUAAAAAUUCCUAGAGAUACUAUUGUUGGAUUUGACCAAGAUAAAAAUUUAUCCGAUUCAGACAAUGAUUAUGAUGAUGAUGACGAGUUGGGUAAAUUGCAGGCGGAUACUUUAAAAAAUAUAGAGAAAUAUAUAAUUGAUGAUUAUAUUUACAAAAAUGAAAAAUUGUCUUUGAAAACAGUGGAUAAAAUUGCGAAUGAUAACUUAAUUUCAAGAAGAGUUAUUAUCGCAAUCGUCGAGCAAAUUAUUCUAGUAAAAAAUUUAACGAGACAAAAUAUUCUCGACAGUGAUAUUCUAGAGCUUGAAGGACUUUCAGUCGAAGGUGUUGAGGCACAGACAACUGCAGAUAAAAAAUCCGAAUCAAAAGAAGGUGACGGGAUCACUUUGGUGCUUCAUUCAAAGCAAUCUAGUUUAGCUAGUGUUAAGGAUCAUGAUGACGAUAAGAGCGACCUCAUAAGACAUGAUAUCAAGAGUGUUGUUUAUAAAAUAGAUCAAGAUGUUCAAGGCCUUAAAAUUGUUUCUAAAAGUACGAGUCCCGAAGUUAUACUGUCAACUACUAGAACAUCCUUUCAGCAAAGUUCCGAUCUUUUGGAAACGCAGAUUCCUGAGGAGGUAUCAAUAUCGGAGGAUAAGCGCACAGACAUAAAAAAUCUGUUGAUGGAAGAUUACAUAACCAAAGGAAAAAAUAUUACCGAGAUAUUCCUCCAGGAGAUCAUUAACAGAACCCAGGUACCUAGAUACAUUAUUUUAGAAAUCAUCGAUGAAAUCAUUUCCAAUAAGAAGUUAUCAAGAGAUAGUGUGAUUGAUAAGUUGCUGUUUUUGGAGGAGGACGAUUCUCUUGAAAGAUCAAUCCUGUCCACUCCAGACAGAAAGUCUUCUGGUUAUUCAACACCAGAAAUAAAGCAGUUCGAUGACAAGGUUACCAAAACAGUGCCCUCUUACGUUGCUGAUUAUGAAAGUCCUUUCCAUAAAGCAUUUGUUGGUGGCAUGACAGAAAUUAGAACAACACAUAUUACCACUCUUUCUGGAAAAUCAACACCAGACCUUGGAGGUCGAUCCGAUACACCAGAAUCCACUUCUGAUGUUACAAGUACCACUGGAACUACUUCUCAAGAAGUUACCGAAAAAAAGCAACCUGAUGAACCAAAUAAUACUGAUGAUGAUUUAAAGACUGCGGUUCUUAAAACAACUCAUCUAACUUCUCAAUUCAAAAAAAUUGAUGAUUCACUGAAGAGUGUGAAACAAGAGGUUGUUGUUUAUGAGGUAGAUCCAGAUGUUAUGGAAACUGUCACAACAAAAACGACAAGAACAGUUGUCAUUGAUGACGGAUCUGAAAUUGGAAAACCAGAACUAUUUACUUGUAGUAUUUCUCAAGAUAGAACACCGGAAGUCAUUUCGGACAUUGUGACAAAAGUCAUCAGUAAAGAAACAACACCAGAAAUGACAACGUUUUCACGGAAAUCUGACAAAACGAUUAUAGAAACAACAGCAACUCUAACAUCAACCUUUGGCGUUUCAACACCUGACGUGAAAACGUUCUACGAUUCUGGAAAAUCAACACCAGAUCAGCAACUCGACAAAAUAUCCGCUGAACAUUUAGAACAGUCGAUCUCUCCAUUAGUACGUGAUUUCGUGUCUGACGAGAAAAGUUACUUUGGAAAAUCUUCGCCUGAUAUGUCGCUACCAAAGGAUAUUGCUUACAGUGGAUCUACUGGAAAAUCAACACCUGAUGUUCCAAUUUCACCACUGAUCAGGGACGGUACUCAUCCAUCUGGUAGAUCAACACCUGACAAGCGGCUCGAAGGUAGGUCGAGAACAAGCACUCCUGAAGGAUUUCGGUCAGGCGAGGUAAUAAGGACCACAAUCACAACAACCAGAACAAUGUCUGAUGAUGGAGAAAUCAUCACUACUACCAAAGAAGUUACUGAAGCUACAAACGAGAAAGGUGAAACUGUUGUCAUUACAGAAAAGACGGAUGUGAAAGUUGAUAAUAAUUUGCCAGAAAGUAUUGAAAAUGUGAUUGGAGAGUUGAAGUCAGCUGAUCUUCAACGAGUAUCAAGUCCAGGAUCGGAUGUAUUGAGUGACAAGGAAGUUGGACCAACGAGUCCACGUAGUGAUGAUCAAAGCAGCACACACAGCAGAGCAGCUACUCAUAUUUAUGGUAGUAGUGAAGCAAGACACACUUUUUCUGAUGAUGAACCUCCAAGUUCACCGUUUUCUACCACCUCCCAGGUUGAACAAUCUCCCCAUCAUUAUGAACACCAGACAAUGACCAGCAGUUUUUACGGUGAAUUACCAACAACAAAAUCUGAAAGUACCGUACGCUUUAGUGAUUCUCAAACCGAAACGAAAAAAUUAACUGUCGAAAUGGAGUUUGGAGGUGGAUUCAGUGAUAAAGAUUCUAAGAAGUUAAUAGACGAAGCUGACUUGGACUCGGAUAAAAUUUUACUUGAGGAGAAAGACAUGAGGGCUGUCUCUUCUGUUUCUCCUUCUCACGAUAAAAAAAAAGAUGAUCCAAUUGCUGAUUGGGGAAGUCCUCUAGGUCUACCUUCACCCAAACCACCAAGAAAAUUCAAUCUACAAAGUCCCGUUCAACGAGAACGAAUUACAGAUGAUCCAAUUGCCGAUUGGGGGAGUCCUUUAGAUCUACCAUCACCAAAACUACAGAGAAAAUUCAAUUUACGAAGUCCCGUUCAACCGAGCAGCAGUUCCUGUGAUCUGUCACCUGAUAGCUUGAAUUUUGAUCUUCAUGAUUGGGGUGAACCGUUGAAAUUACCAACUCCGGUUCCGUUACCUAAUGAAGUUUCUAAUAAGGCAUCACCUGGAACACCGAAAAAGGAGCGAAAACAAACGAAGAAAGUUAUUUCCGAAAAUAUUAAAAAUAAAAAACGAUCUGAGAGUCCUAUUAAAAAUGAGAAAAAAUUAAAGGACUCCAAGAAUAAAGUUCAACCGGUUUACAUGGAUUUAACCUAUGUUCCCCAUCACGGGAAUUCUUACUAUACGGCUUUAGAAUUUUUCAAGAGAGUCAGAGCGAGGUAUUAUGUUUUCAGUGGUACUGAACCUAGUCGUGAGGUUUAUGAUGCUUUGCUGGAGGCGAAGAAAACUUGGGAGGAUAAAGAUUUAGGUGAGAUUAUCGACUUCAUUAAUUUUUAA
Molecule: messenger RNA, 13928 nt
Organism: Leptopilina heterotoma
Lineage: Eukaryota; Metazoa; Arthropoda; Insecta; Hymenoptera; Figitidae
Product: microtubule-associated protein futsch
Exons: 7
Coding region: 441-13928 (4495 amino acids)
Biological process (GO): dendrite development; microtubule cytoskeleton organization; regulation of microtubule depolymerization
Cellular component (GO): neuronal cell body; microtubule; synapse
Molecular function (GO): microtubule binding; actin binding
Source: RefSeq, a predicted model, not a curated record